Saccharomyces paradoxus is the source of this 468-nucleotide messenger RNA. RefSeq names its product Fis1p (gene FIS1). The transcript has a single exon. Gene Ontology annotation, molecular function: protein binding. The coding region runs from base 1 to 468 and encodes 155 amino acids. Gene Ontology annotation, biological process: mitochondrial fission; peroxisome fission; autophagy of mitochondrion. The record is from RefSeq and is a predicted model, not a curated record. Lineage: Eukaryota; Fungi; Ascomycota; Saccharomycetes; Saccharomycetales; Saccharomycetaceae. Gene Ontology annotation, cellular component: mitochondrial outer membrane; peroxisomal membrane.
AUGACCAAAGUAGAUUUUUGGCCAACUCUCAAGGAUGCAUACGAACCACUCUAUCCGCAGCAGCUAGAGAUUCUGCGCCAGCAAGUGGUCUCUGAGGGGGGCCCCACCGCCACUAUACAGUCAAGGUUUAACUACUCAUGGGGGUUGAUCAAAUCCACUGACGUAAAUGAUGAAAGACUCGGUGUGAAAAUCCUCACAGACAUUUACAAAGAGGCCGAGUCCCGUAGACGGGAAUGCCUAUAUUACUUGACCAUCGGUUGCUACAAGCUGGGUGAGUACUCCAUGGCAAAGCGAUACGUGGACACGCUGUUCGAACAUGAGCGGAAUAACAAGCAGGUGGGUGCUUUGAAGAGUAUGGUGGAGGACAAGAUUCAGAAGGAAACACUCAAAGGUGUUGUCGUCGCUGGGGGCGUACUAGCCGGUGCUGUGGCCGUGGCUAGUUUCUUUUUAAGAAACAAAAGAAGGUAG